This is a messenger RNA of Vidua chalybeata, 1953 nucleotides long. RefSeq names its product syntaxin 8 (gene STX8). The transcript is spliced from 8 exons. Bases 99 to 809 code for a protein of 236 amino acids. Gene Ontology annotation, cellular component: endomembrane system; SNARE complex. The record is from RefSeq and is a predicted model, not a curated record. Gene Ontology annotation, molecular function: SNAP receptor activity; SNARE binding. Lineage: Eukaryota; Metazoa; Chordata; Aves; Passeriformes; Viduidae. Gene Ontology annotation, biological process: intracellular protein transport; vesicle fusion.
CUCUCCCAUUUCCCCUUCCCCUCCGUCCCCUCCCGGCGCCUGCGCGCGGCGCGUCCGGGCGGAUCCGGCGGAAGCGCCGGGAAGGUUCCGGGGCCGCGAUGGCUCCGGACCCCUGGCUGCCGCUGCUCGCCGCCGCUCGCCAGCUCGCCCAGGACAUCGCCGAGAAGCUGCAGGAGCGGAGCCGCUGCCAGCGGAGCGGGGAGAGCUCGGCCAAGGUCAACGUGGCCAUCAGGUCCUCGCUGCAGAGCCUCAGGGAGAAGAUUGAGCAGCUGAGGGAGCAGCUGCUGCGGGCGGUGUCCACACGGCAGAUCACACAGCUGGAGGGGGACAGGAGGCAGAAUUUGGUGGACGAGCUCCUGACACGGCACAGACAGCUGGAGGCAUCCUACAGGAAUGAAGGCCCCGAGGCAGACGUGAGCAGAUCCAGCCUCAUGGCAGGAGGGGCCAAACGAGGCGUCACCAACCCCUGGCUCUUGGAGGAACCGGAGGAGACCAGAGGACUCGGCUUCGAUGAGCUCAGGCAGCAGCAGAGAAGGAUCAUUGAAGAACAAGAUGCUGGACUGGAUGCUCUUUCUUCAAUCAUAUCUAGGCAAAAACAAAUGGGGCAGGAAAUUGGGAAUGAGCUGGAUGAGCAGAACGAGAUCAUCGACGACCUCACGAACCUGGUGGAGAACACGGACGACCGGCUGCGCAGCCAGACACGGCACGUGAAGAGGGUGGAGAAGAAAUCGACGUCCUGCGGGAUGCUGGUGGUGAUCGUGCUGCUGCUCAUCGCCAUCGCCGUGGUCGCGCUCUGGCCCACGGGUUAACCCCGUCCCUGCCGGAGCAGCUGCUCCAGGGGAGCUCCGGGGCUCGGGGAGGGACCUGCUGAGGGCAGGGAAUGAACUCCAUCCAUCGCUGGGAAUAAACUCCACAGCUGGGAAUAAACUCCACAGCUGGGAAUAAACUCCACCGCAGCAGACUGAAGCGGCAUCCACCAGACCUCCGCUCUCCUUGGAGCGCGGCUGAGGAGCUCUGUGGGAUCUGGGGGAUUUCAGUGGGAAAAAGGAUUUCAUCCCACGCCUCCCACCUUCCUCUGGCACUCCAGCAGCUGCAGCUGUGGGAUGGAGCCACCUCUCCUGCGUCUGGGGACACGCUGGUGCUGCUGCCCUGCCCAUCUCGCUGAGCUCAGACAUCCCAGGGGCUCCAGACACCGAAAUCCAGGAGUGGUUUGGGGAACAGCAACUGGAGAGCAGCAAGUGGAGAGCAGAAACUGGAGAGCAGCAAGUGGAGAACAGCAAGUGGAGAACAGCAACUGCAGAACACAACAUUCCCCUGCUUUGGGCUCCCACCUUCACAGAGAAAAUGCUCCGUGGUUUUCAAGGAAUCCUCGUGGGGAAUGACUGCAUGGGAUUCUCCCAGGAUGGGAAGCCACAGCCCUGCAGGACCCUGUGGGCUGCACGGAACGCUGAGCUCUGCUGAGCCCCUGCGGGAGGCUGGUGGGUUAUUGAUCCCCAGGGGUACUUAUUGGUGGGUUACUGAUCUCCAGGGCUAGUUAUUGGUGGGUUACUGAUCCCCAGGGGUAGUUAUUGGUGGGUUAUUGAUCUCCAGGGCUAGUUUUUGGUGGGGUACUGAUCUCCAGGGAUGGGAACUGAACAGCAGCAGGACUCAGCCCAGCCUGUGAGAGUGGAGAGCUUUGCCCUCGUGUGCUCCCCAGGGGCUCUGCCAGCCUGGCCUCGGGAGAUGCACCAGAAUUAACGUCCUCACUGAGCUCUGGCUCUUCCUUUGACAGCUCCUCACACCCUUCUACAGCUGAGAGGAAGGAUUGCCUAUUUCAAAACUAAUGAAAAAGAAGUAUUAAAUGUUUGCUUCUGGCCAAGAGAAUAAUUAUUUUGUUACACAUGUCAGUUUGAUUUCAGGAUUAAUAGAGCAAGCAAUAAAUACUGAUUAAAGCGGAUCCAUUUCUAUACAGUU